CAAUCAACGUGCCGCAAACAGCACCUGGCUGCUUUCUCAACACGGUAGUCUUGUCAUUUCUGUAUUUUCGGUAAAAAGUUACCUUUGUAUCAUGACAUUUAAAUAUCCUUUUGACACAUCCCUUACCGUUUCAAGGCGUAGCCAAAACUCAAAUUUCCUGAACUUUUCAUCAAUGAAAAAGUAGUCAUUUGAGGCGGCGAUGGUUAGCAGUUUAGCUAACGUUAGCACGAGCUGACGUCGUAAAUAAAUGCACAGCUGCGAUAUUCAGAUUCAGAAAAUCGUAUUUAUCCCCGUGGGGCAAUUGGGACUUAACAGGCACGCUCUGCACAAGAAACAUGUCGUGAGUUUUGUCGUUUUGUGUAUUUCUGUGUCCCGGAAACUUCACAGCAUAUUACAUUGAUAGUCAGCCAGGCGUGUACCUAAGUGCACAUCGCCCCGGUUUGGUCUUUGUAACGCUCGCUCAGUUGCGUCAUUUUCGCCUCGGGGGAAGCAGUGUGUCAACGGCCACCAUCUCAUCGCUCGCACGGUCCACACCGAAGCGAGGUGGCAGAACACGCCGGCCCACAGCGAUAUGCCACUUCGCUCUCGAUGCUGCUGCAUGUCCACAACUUGCAUUUCUACUCAUGUUACUGGAUAUCUACCAUCUGUUUACGGUUUUUUGAGUGAAGAAAAAUGAGUACAAGGAUAAGAGGUGGGAAGCCCAACAGAGGGGGAGGGGGGGGAGGCGGAAGGAAAGGAGGAAGCGGCCGCUGGGAUGCCGACGAUGAUUUCACCCUUGAUUUAGGACCCCGGCGUCCAUCCAGCAGACCCCCCAUAGCACGAGGUGGCAUUAGCCACGUCAGGUAUAGCAAUCCCGGAUUGGGAGGCCGAGAUCGAGGAGGCAGAUACAACCGAACUGUUCUCCCGAAAUCCCUGGCGAGGAACCGAACAUACACCAAGGCGAGUGACAGCGACAGGCCCUACGCGAACAACAUGCCUAUGCAGAAGAUUUUCAUGACCGACAAGAACCAAGAGCUCCUCAAGGAGCUGCUGUGUGACCUGCGGACACGCGACUUUGACGAGCGUGACGAUGACACCGGUUUCGAUGAUUUGAACGAGGAAGAAGCGGAGGAACACGAUGAGAUGGACCACCGUGAGGAAGGCCAGUUUUGGACCACCGCCGACGAGCCUGCGGAGAGAGCAGAGAGCCCGAGAGAUUACGAGUCCGACAAUGAACGGCCUCCGGUUGAACCCGUCGUCUCCUUGUUUGCUAUCGGCAAACUCUGCAGGUACGGCUUUGACCGGGAACGUAGCAAGCAGGCACUGGAGUCAUGCGGGGGAGAAUUCGGCAUUACUUUGGAACAGCUUCUUCACCAGGUUUACACCGAGCGUUACGGACAGGAAGCGCUUUCCACCGCGGGCCUCUCCGCCGAGCCCAUGGACGAGUGCCUGAACCAGAGGCAGGAGGAAGCCCUGGCGCUGGCCGCCAUAUACGACGAGCGCUUCCAGGAGCGCAUCGCCAAUUCAGUGUGGGUCGUAACACUGGAUGCCCUAUUCCUCACGGACAACAGGUAUGGCAGCAAAUGUAAGUUCAAGCACCAAGCUCCGGAUAAAGACUUAUCAGACCAACGGGGGCCAGCUCAGAGUGGGAUCAGCAGCUAUUCUCGCCCGGAGUACGAACUGGAGAUCCGUUUCCCCAAAGGGAACCGCUACCCAGCUCAAGCGGCGGUCGUGGCCUUCAACACCAACGACGAGUCCAUCGGCGCCGCCGGGAGGCUCAACGUGACCGAAAGGUUGUUCGGGGAGGCGCUGACGGCCGCCCGCAACGCAGAACCUGUGGUUUAUACCCUGGUUAGCAUGUGCGAGGACGAGGCCACCAUGAAGGAGCUGCUGGACGUCACGCAUCACAAAUACAGCAAGCCGCCGCCCGUCGUGGUCCCCCCUGCCUCGGUUGCGCCACCAAAGCCGAGGACCGGGACCAGUAAGGCUUUGGAUGGAAGCGUCUGUCCCAGCAGAAGGCUCACGCCGCUAGUAGACCGGACCGGAGAGGCCGAGGGCCCGGAAGAAGGCCACGACGUCCCCGUCGAGAACGUCAGCUCUGUCAACAUGAGGAAGAGGGUGCCUAACCAUCCCAAUCUGCUGCAAGAGAACGGCAAGAUGUGCAGAGACUUUCACACGAAACAGUCGUCCGAACGCUUCAGGUCAAUGCUGGAGCAGAGGAUGAAGCUGCCGGCUUGGAAUGAAAGAGACAACAUUUUGGAUCUGCUGGAUGGCUGUCAAGUGUUGGUUGUCAGCGGUAUGACGGGGUGCGGCAAGUCAACUCAGAUCCCCCAGUUCAUUCUGGACGCUUCCUUGAGCGGCCCGGCGGAUAAGGUGGCCAACAUCGUCUGCACUCAGCCGCGCCGCAUCUCCGCCAUCUCGGUGGCUCAGCGGGUGGCGCAGGAGCGCGCCGAGAGUCUCGGCAACUCCGUGGGCUACCAGAUCCGCCUGAAGAGCGUCACGUCAUCUGCCACCAGGCUGCUUUACUGCACCACUGGAGUGUUGCUGAGAAGACUGCAGGGAGACGUGGAGCUUCAAGGCGUCACCCACGUCAUUGUGGAUGAGGUGCACGAGCGCACGGAGGAGAGUGACUUCCUCCUCUUGGUCCUCAAAGACCUGAUUCUUCAGAGACCCGACUUAAAGAUUAUCCUCAUGAGUGCCACGCUGAAUGCCAACCUCUUCUCUGAAUAUUUCUACGACUGUCCUACCGUACACAUACCCGGUCGCACUUUCCCCGUGACUCAGUUUUUCCUUGAGGACGCCAUCUCUUUAACUCGCUACGUGAUAGAGUACGGGAGCCCUUAUACGCGCUCGAUGAGGCAGAACUCCUCCUCUACGAGUUAUCAAGGAGGAAACAGAGCCCCGAAGGACAUUGUGGACACCUUGGGGGACGACAUGUGGAACUACAUGUCUUUCACCAAAAAGGACUUUGUCAAGGACUCCAUCCCGGACCAGCAGCUCAGCCUGCAGGAACUCACAGUUCGAUUCAAAGAUUGUAAAGCGUCCGUGCUGCAGACCAUUGCUGCCAUGGACCUGGACAAGAUCAACAUGGACCUGAUCGAAAGUCUGCUGGAGUGGAUUGUGGAUGGAAAUCACGGUUACCCCCCAGGUGCAGUGCUGGUUUUUCUUCCCGGGCUCGCUGAGAUCAAGACGCUUUUCAAGCAGCUGCAGUCAAACGGGAAGUUUAACAACAGGCACGCAAACAGAUGUGUGGUGUACCCGCUCCACUCCACUCUGUCCUACGAGGAGCAGCAGGCUAUCUUCAUUCGCCCGCCGGAGGGCGUCACCAAGAUCAUCAUCUCCACCAACAUCGCGGAGACCUCGGUCACCAUCGACGACGUGAUGUACGUCAUCGACUGCGGCAAGAUGAAGGAGAAAAGGUACGACGCGUCCAAAAGGAUGGAGAGCCUGGAGGAGACGUGGGUUUCGCGGGCCAACGCGCUUCAGAGAAAGGGCAGGGCGGGCCGCGUGGCCUCCGGGGUCUGCUUCCACCUCUUCACCAGCCACUGCUUCCGGCACCAGCUGGCUGACCAACAGCUUCCCGAGAUUCAGAGGGUUCCUCUGGAGAAGCUUUGCCUCCGCAUCAAGACUCUGGACGUGUUCGCCGAGCAAACGCUGGAGUCCGUCUUCCGCCGCGUCAUCGAGCCGCCGGCCGUGGGCAGUUUGGAUGCGGCCAAGCGGUGCCUGCAGGACCUGGGCGCCCUGACGGCCGAGGAGAAGCUCACCCCGGUGGGCUACCACCUGGCCUCCCUUCCCGUCGACGUGCGCGUCGGCAAGCUCAUGCUGUUUGGCGCCAUCUUCCGCUGCCUCGACCCGGCGCUCACCAUCGCCGCCAGCCUCGCCUUCAAAUCACCUUUUGUGACGCCAUGGGACAAGCGUGUGGAGGCCAACGACAAAAAACUGGACUUUGCGGUAGCCAAUAGUGACCAUCUGGCUCUGCUCCAAGCUUACAAGGGUUGGUGUAAUGCCAAAAAGGCAGCCCACCCCUCCGGGCCCCGUUACUGCCAGGAGAACUUCCUGUCUGCGCAAGUUCUGCAGGAAAUCGCUUCUUUCAAGCGGCAGUUUGCCGAGCUGCUUUCCGACAUCGGUUUCAUCAAAGAAGGGCUGAGGUCCAGGAUGAUCGAGCGACUCGGCUCCAAUGGCUCCGACGGCGUUCUCGAGGCUACUGGCCACGAGGCAAACCUGAAUGCUGAGAACAUCCAUCUCGUGUCCGCACUGCUGUGCGCCGCCCUCUAUCCGAAUGUAGUGCAGGUCCAAGAACCUCAGGGGGUUUACAAGAUGAGCGUCAAAGGAGCCAUGAAAAUGCUGCCCAAGGCCAACGAGUUGCGCUUCUGGACCAAGAGCGACGGCUGCGUCUACGUUCACCCCUCGUCCGUCAACUACGGCGUCCGCAAGUACCCCAGCCCCUACCUGGUUUACCUGGAGAAGGUAAAAACCAGUCAGGUCUUCAUCCGGCACUGCAGCAUGGUGUCCGUGUAUGCUUUGGUGCUCUUCGGUGGCGGGGAGGUCAACGUGGACAUGCUCAGAGGCCAGUGUGUCAUCUCCCUCGACGACGGAUGGAUUCGAUUCGCCGUCGAUUCUCACCAGGUGGCCGAGCUGGUAAAGGAGCUGCGCUGGGAGCUGGACCGGCUGCUGGAGGACAAAAUCAGGAGGCCCAGCAUGGACCUGUGCAGCUGCCCCCGCGGCUCCCGCAUCAUCCGCAUGAUCGUCAACCUGGUGUCCACUCAGUAGCCCCAAGGUCCAUCUCCAGGUGAAGUUCUAGGUCAAAAGUUGUUUAAAUAUGCAUCCAUCUUCCAAAUGGUUGCAGACAUCGAUUUCUUGUUAAAUUCCCUUCCCAAAUAAAUACCUGUUUUGGAAAGAUGGGAUGGGUUGAUGCGUGAACUCGAGAAGGAAGGCGGCCACACCCCCUUUUCGGAGCUAAUAAAAAUUCGGGGAUGCCGUAGCUCCUAAACUCUUUCUCCGCUUGACCUCUAAUUUGAGAUUUAGUGUUGUGCCAUCACUGUCAACAAGUACAGCAAGUUUCAUUCAAAUCAAAAUCCAUUUGACUGAACCCGCUUGUGAUUUGCCAUGGAAUGACCCAAGUGUGCUUUUUGACCUGUACUUGAUCUGCAACACAGUGCUCACAAGUGAGAACAAAGUUCAAUGCUUCUGACCAUGUACUAUUUUUAAAAUUACAUUGUUGUGGCCCAGAUUAUUUAAAAUUAAAUAUGUAUAUUUUUGUUUAAUAAAUUGGCAAAAAUAACUGAUGAAAAAAAACCCACAUCGAAGCACAUGUUCAGAAGCAGUGAGUGAUGUUGUGGCCAGCUUCCACAUGUGUCAGUGUUGUGCAGUCCAUGCUUGUCAAGUAGACACCAUGGCGUCCUCUGCUGCUGGCCGAAAUGUACCGCCUGUCAGCCGAUGUCGGUGUAGAACCUGAGUCAAAUUUUAUUGCUAAAAUGAUGUGGGAUUGUUUUUUAAAAUGCUUUUCAAUAUAUUAUUUGACUGGAA
This is a messenger RNA of Hippocampus zosterae (dwarf seahorse), 5505 nucleotides long. RefSeq names its product DEAH (Asp-Glu-Ala-Asp/His) box polypeptide 57 (gene dhx57). Bases 673 to 4749 code for a protein of 1358 amino acids. Gene Ontology annotation, cellular component: intracellular anatomical structure. The record is from RefSeq and is a predicted model, not a curated record. The transcript has 23 exons. NCBI's taxonomy places the organism in Eukaryota, Metazoa, Chordata, Actinopteri, Syngnathiformes, Syngnathidae. Gene Ontology annotation, molecular function: ATP binding; protein binding; RNA binding.